Microthlaspi erraticum is the source of this 2316-nucleotide messenger RNA. The record is from the annotation of a GenBank genome assembly. NCBI's taxonomy places the organism in Eukaryota, Viridiplantae, Streptophyta, Magnoliopsida, Brassicales, Brassicaceae.
AUGGAUCUCGGUUGCUUGGAUUUAGGAUGUCUUUCAGUCUCUGAUAAGAAAAGCGGCGAUCCUCUCGAAUUUCCAUCUUCCGCCUCGAAAUCUGGGCAGAAUAAAUCAUCACCAAGAGAGAACUCAGCUCUUAGAAGAUCACAAUCAAAGAGGUCCGCUCAACGGAAAACCUCGCCGCUUGGCUGGUUCCCGCGCAGAAAGGGGGAUUCAUACUUGAACCGGAAAAUAAAGAAGCUACAGGAGGUUGGUGGAAUGAAUCAGACUCUUGAUGAGACACUCGGCGACUCAAAUCCACACUACUGCAAGAUUGUUAGAGAGCAAAUGGCUGUGAGAGAAGCUGCAGGCAAGGCCAUGGAGCUCCGUAAGGCUGCUCUCGUUGAAGCUUCCUGGUGUAGAAUACUCCGAGCUGCUAGGAUUCCGAGUUUAGAAGCAGAAACUGUGAUGGAGAAUGCUGAAAAGUCUGCGGUGGAAGCUUUUGAAGCGGCGUCUGCGUUGGGAGUGAUCAUGCAUGAUAAACCGAGUAGCUCGAGGAAACAGUAUCGGAUUCAAACGUCAGGGACGCGUGGAGGAGGAUCUCCUACUCAUACGGUGACAGCGUCUUUCGAAACUGCGUUUGAUGUGGAUAAAGAAGUAGCAGCCGCUGUUAAAACCGCAUUUGCUAAGCUUGCGAAUUGCCCCACUCUCAGUAAAGCCGAGAUUAAAGAUCUUCUCAGGAAAAUCAGUGAGAAUCCUGACCUGCGUGAUAACCAUGAAAUCAGUGAGAUGUCUUCAGAAUGUGACACAGAGUCUGAUUCUGAACUCGACGUUCUUGACAAGGUUGAUGAAGAAUGUGAGGAGGAGACUUCGUAUUUCAAAAAGAGACAGCUUAAAGUCAAGAGGCGGCAGUCGUUUGGGAAGUUUAGCAGGGAGAAGAUAGUGGAUAUGAUGCUUGAGAGGCUUCAGGGUUUACAUGAAGAUCAACUCUCAAGUCUUGCCUCUAUUGUUGCAACUUGUGGUUUAAGUGAGGCCUUGGCUGAAGUUGGUAGCCAGAGGCUGCAGACCACAAACAUCGAGCCAACGAGAAGAGAUUCUAAAUUUGGGUCUUUCGAUGAAGGAAACGCAACGAGUGGAAACGAGUCGCAGCUUCCGAGUUUGGACAAGUAUCUAGUCAAGCAAAUGACCAAGCUUGAAAGAGAAGUCUAUGAAGCUAAAAGGGCUUCAAAGGAGGUAUCAGAGAAAGAGAGAAAGGCUCCUCAAGGUGUUGCAAGUGAAACUGUUCCAGAUUUGGGAAGCAUCCUUGUGAAACGUUCUUCAAGGCUUGAGAAGGAGAUCGAAGAAGCCAAGAAGAAUGCAGGAGUGAAUCAAAAGAGCUCAAGCAGGAACAAAACGUCGUUGGAUCCUAUCCCAGACUUGGAAAGCUUGCUAGUGAAAAAGCAUGUUUCAAGACUGGAGAAGGAAGUUGAAGAAACAAUAAGGAACUGCGGGCAAAUGUAUGAGAACGUGAAGAAACCAGGAAAAGAAGAUACUGAAGUACCCGGCCUGGAGAGUUGUAUGGUGAAACAUGUCUCCAAGCUAGAGAAAGAAGUCCAAGAAGCAAAGAAGAGAAAUUUGAAAAGUUCUUGUUCGUUGACAGAGCAACCGGGAAAAGAAAAUGUAGACUUGAACAAGAAACCUGAGGAUCAAGAGGAAAGCCUAGACAAGAUCUUGCUCAAGCCGGUUCACGGGUUGGAUAAAGAAAAGGUUGCAUCAGAAGCAGUUUAUGGAAACCGGAGGAUCCAGAAGAGAAAAGAAGCAGAUUAUGAGAGUCUGGACAAAAUUCUGGUGAAACAUGUUCCAAAGCUAAGCAUGAAGAUGGCGGAAACAAAGAAAGACUUGGGAGGAGAAGAGACAAAGCCGAUUCUCACCAGACGACAAGUGAGGGAAAGAGAAAUACAAGAAACUUGGGGUGGUUUAGGUCUUGGGGAAGCAAAGAACAAUAACCAGAAGAGACCUGAAAGCAAGAAAACAGAAGAAGUUAUCGAGCAUUCAGGAGAAGAGACGAAACCGAACUUAACCAGACGACAAGCGAGAGACAAGGAAAUGUUAGAAGCUUGGGGUGGUUUAGGACUUGGGGAGUCAGGCUUGGAUGUGAAUAAGCUAAAAAGGAAGACUGAAAACGAGAAGAAGGAGACAGCAAUACCAUUGUUAAGCAGAAGACAAGCGAGGGAUAAAGAAAUGCAAGAAGCUUGGGGUGGUUUAGACCUCGGGAACUCUAUUCGGCCGAGUCUGUCAAAACUUGAGAGAGAAAAGGCUGCGUGGAUUAAGGCUGAGGAAGAGGAGAUGACUCGAGGGAACUAA